GAGGUCACAUGAGCGCCGGGCGGAAGGAGCCGGCGAUGGCCGGGGGGGUCCGCUGAGACUGGGAGCGGCGCGCGGCAGGCACGAUGUCCAGCCGCAGGCUGCGCAACGAGGACUACAAUGACUACAGCUCCACAGAUGUGACGCCCGAGGGGAGCCCCUCCAAUGGCCCCAACAGCUGCGCUGGCUCCUCGACCUACCAGCGCUUCGGGGAGACCAAUGGCACAACAUCGCUCCAAACCUUGAUCCACGUGCUGAAGGGGAACAUUGGCACAGGGUUGCUGGGGCUGCCCCUGGCUAUAAAGAAUGCCGGUGUUGUGCUGGGUCCCGUGAGCCUGCUUGUGAUAGGAAUCAUUGCUGUCCAUUGCAUGCGUAUCCUGGUGAAGUGUGCCCACCACUUCUGCCGCAAGCUGCAGAAGCCUUUUGUUGACUACGGGGAUGCUGUGAUGUACGGGCUGGAAGCUUCCCCAGUUGCGUGGCUUCGGACCCACGCCAUCUGGGGCAGGUACCUGGUGGGCUUCUUCUUGAUCGUCACCCAGCUGGGCUUCUGCUGCGUGUAUUUUGUGUUCCUGGCUGACAAUCUGAAACAGGUGAUCUCAGCUGCGAACGGCACCACCAAUGACUGCCACUCCAAUGAAACCGUGGUGCUGACGCCUACCAUGGACUCCCGCCUGUACAUCCUGUCCUUGCUGCCCUUCAUUGUGCUCCUGGUCUUCGUCCGCAACCUCAAGUUCCUCUCCAUCUUCUCCUUGCUGGCCAACAUAGCCAUGCUGGUCAGCCUCGUCAUGAUCUAUCAGUACAUCGUCCAGGGCAUUCCGGAUCCCGGCCACCUGCCCCUGGUCUCUGGCUGGAAGACCUACCCUCUGUUUUUCGGCACUGCCAUCUUUGCCUUUGAGGGCAUCGGCGUGGUGCUGCCCCUCGAAAACAAAAUGAAGAACCCGCAGCACUUCCCUGUGAUCCUCUACGUGGGGAUGGCCAUCGUCUCUGUCCUGUAUAUCAGCCUGGGGGCCCUGGGCUACCUGCGGUUUGGAGCCGACAUCCAGGCCAGCAUCACCCUCAACCUGCCCAACUGCUGGCUGUACCAAUCUGUCAAGCUGCUCUACUCCUUUGGCAUCUUCUUCACCUACGCGCUGCAGUUCUACGUCCCCGCCGAGAUCAUCGUCCCCUCUGCCGUAUCCCGUGUGCCGCAGCGCUGGGCGCUGGCGGUCGACCUUCUCCUGCGGACGUUCCUGGUCUGCGUAACCUGUGUGCUGGCCAUCCUGAUCCCCCGCCUGGACAUCGUCAUCUCUCUGGUGGGCUCCGUGAGCAGCAGCGCGCUGGCCCUCAUCAUCCCGCCGCUCCUGGAGAUCUUCACAUACUUCCAGGAGGGCCUCCACCCUGUCACCAUUGCCAAGGACAUCCUCAUCAGCAUCAUCGGCUUCGUGGGCUUCGUGGUGGGGACCUACGAGGCGCUUGAGGCCCUGGUCACCUCCCCCGUGUCCCCGUCCCCUGUGUCCAAUGCCACCAGUGCCUUGGUGCUGUGAUUUGAGCCAGCAGCACGGCACAGGACGGGGACGGGUCCCCGCUGCGGGAGCUGCCAUCGCCCUCCUCUUUUGUUAGACACGUUUCUCCAGUGAAGGCAGGACCCUGAUCCCAGUCCUGUUCCCCUCCCUUAGCUCGCAGUCCUUCUUGCAGGGUCUCCUUGCCUGGGCCCAGUGGGGUGCUGUUGAGCUGCCGUUAUCGCGUUGGCAGGGAGGCAGUGCCUUUCUUUACACCUGAAGGGCCUUUUUCCUGGCACACCUGGCACAUGUAAGUGCCAAAGGGGUCUUGUGUGAUGUGCUCCCAGACCUGUGAGCUGAGGGAGCAGGGGAAAAAAAGGCCAUGGACAAUCUCAAGGUUUUAGAUCCUGUCUCACAACUGCGCUUGACUCCCAACUUCCUAGGCCUCUUCCCAGGAGCAAACAUUGGACAAUCUCUUCUUCUUAGGUGUCAGCUUUUUUCCCCCUCCAGCCUGUCGGCUGAUAGCAACAGAGAAGAGACCUCUUGGUCCCUGCUCCAUCCUUCUGGAGAAGGUGGAGGCUGCUGAGGCCUGGGGAAAAGAGUAGGGAAACUACCCAAGGAGAGAGGGUGUCUUGUGUUAGUGGACAGCCCCUGCCUCUGUACUGUUUGCUGGAGGCCAGCAGGCCUUGGCAGGCAGUGUGUCCCUUGAUUAAGGCUAAGGAGUCAAGCGUUUGGGCAUUAGUUGGCAUGGCUUGUCCAAUGCCAUGUGCACUUCUUCUGAGGCACUUCUCAUAGGAGACCCCUGCCUGCAUAGGGGAAGAUGCUGGGGUCUGUGGGGAGACCUGGGUAUAGCUGCUGAUUGGGCACUUUGUGUAAUGGUGACAAUAUUG
Messenger RNA from Gavialis gangeticus (Gharial), 2365 nucleotides. RefSeq names its product proton-coupled amino acid transporter 1-like. The coding region runs from base 84 to 1520 and encodes 478 amino acids. Lineage: Eukaryota; Metazoa; Chordata; Crocodylia; Gavialidae. The transcript has 11 exons. Gene Ontology annotation, molecular function: glycine transmembrane transporter activity; amino acid:proton symporter activity; L-alanine transmembrane transporter activity. Gene Ontology annotation, cellular component: vacuolar membrane. Gene Ontology annotation, biological process: glycine transport; L-alanine transport; proline transmembrane transport. The record is from RefSeq and is a predicted model, not a curated record.